Vicia villosa (hairy vetch) is the source of this 723-nucleotide messenger RNA. RefSeq names its product heavy metal-associated isoprenylated plant protein 39-like. The transcript is spliced from 3 exons. Lineage: Eukaryota; Viridiplantae; Streptophyta; Magnoliopsida; Fabales; Fabaceae. The record is from RefSeq and is a predicted model, not a curated record. The coding region runs from base 213 to 614 and encodes 133 amino acids. Gene Ontology annotation, molecular function: metal ion binding.
GUUUCGUAGAAAACCACACACUAUUUGUCUUGACUUGCUUUCGUUGACCCUUCCUUUGUCAUCAAUCACUCUUCUUUCAUUACUAUAAAAACCCUCCAACAAUUACUUCUUCACUUCAUAUCUUCACAGCAUCUCUAAAUUCUAUUCCAUUUUGCAUCAAUAAUUGUUCUACCUUAUAGCUCUCCUCUCACAUAUCACAAGCUUCCAUAACAAUGAUGAAAGUAGUGUUAAAGUUGGAUAUACAUGAAGACAAAAUCAAGCAAAAAGCUAUGAAAGCAGUCUCUGGCCUUUCAGGUGUUGAAUCAGUUUCAGUGGACAUGAAAGACAAGAAAUUAACACUAAUAGGAGAUAUUGAUCCUGUAAAAGUAGUGGCUAAGCUAAGGAAGUUUUGUCACGCUGAAAUCAUUUCUGUUGGACCAGCUAAAGAAGAAAAGAAAGAUGAACCUAAGAAGAAGGAAGAUGAUAAGAAAGAUUCAGCAAAAGAAAAUGUGAUUAACCCUUUCAUAUUUUAUGGAACACAUGGUUAUUAUAAUCAUCAAAUGAAGCCACAAUACAAUCCUUAUUACGGUGCUGUUAGCGUGGAAGAGGAUCCUAAUAGCUGUGUUAUCAUCUAAAUUUUGUGUAUUAUGUUUGAUAAAAAGUUAAUAGAAAAGUAAUUGUAUAUUUAUUUCUUUUUGUUUGUAAAAGUAGUAUAUUGAUUAUAAUAUGAGGCUUGCAAGACUA